GAAAGAAGCGGCCAGAGAUGUCCCGCUCCUAACUUAUUCUCCCAGCGCAGAGGGAGGGAUUGCAGUACCAUCCAGGCGAUUAGUAGGGAGUAGUACAAAGUUUGGACAAAGAAUGUGAGAAGCUGCUACAUCCCUGCCUGUAUGUGGGUGGAGGGAAGUGAAUGGAUUUAACCCUGGCCCCCUGCGCCAAGUUCUGUUUGAUUGUGACAGCAGACUUCUCUGUGCACUGUGGAUAAUGGGUUUCUGAAGAUGAAGCAGAUAGCUCGCCAGCUUCCCUGGAUUUUGCUGACGACACAGGAUUGCUUUGCCUGAAGAUGGAAACACUGGAGUCGGAACUGACCUGCCCAAUCUGUCUGGAGCUCUUCGAAGACCCGCUGCUUCUGCCGUGCGCCCACAGCCUGUGCUUCAGCUGCGCCCACCGCAUCCUCGUCUCCCACUGCGCGUCGAACGAGAGCGUGGAAUCAAUCGCUGCCUUUCAGUGUCCGACCUGCCGCUAUGUCAUUGCCCUCAACCACCGCGGCUUAGAGGGUCUGAAACGCAACGUCACACUGCAGAACAUCAUCGACCGCUUCCAGAAGGUAUCCUCGGUCAGCGGCCCCAAUUCGCCGGGCGAGAGCCGGCGCGAGCGCCCCUUUGACGGCAACGCCAUGACGACGGUGGAGCGGAUCCCGUGCCAGUUCUGUGAGCAGGACCCCCCGCGGGCGGCUGUGAAAACCUGCGUGACCUGCGAGGUCUCCUACUGCGACGGGUGCCUGAAGGCCACUCACCCGAGCAAGAAGCCCUUCACAGGGCACCGACUGAUCGAGCCCGUGCCCGACUCGCACCUCCGCGGCCUCAUGUGCCUGGAGCACGAGAGCGAGAAGGUCAACAUGUACUGCGUGACCGACGAGCAGCUCAUCUGUGCCCUCUGCAAGCUCGUGGGGCGGCACCGAGACCACCAGGUGGCAGCACUCGGGGACCGCUUCGAGAAAAUAAAGCAAAGUCUGGAGUCGAAUCUGGCCAGUCUAAUUAAGAGGAACAAUGAGCUGGAAACACUAAUGGGAAGAUUAAUUCAGACUUGUCAACACGUAGAGGUGAACGCAACACGUCAAGAGGACAAGCUCACCGAAGAGUGCGACCAAUUGAUUGAAAUCAUUCAGCAAAGAAGGCAAAUCAUUGGCACCAAAAUCAAGGAAGGGAAGGUCGUACGCCUUCGGAAACUGGCCCAGCAGAUCGCGAACUGCAAACAGUGCAUCGAGCGAUCAGGCUCCCUCAUCACUCAAGCAGAGCAGACACUGAAAGAGAACGAUCAUGCUCGCUUCCUGCAGACAGCUAAAAAUAUCUCCGAAAGGGUCUCCAUGGCAACUGCAUCUUCUCAAGUGCUCAUCCCAGAAAUCAACCUGAAUGAUACAUUUGACACAUUUGCAUUAGACUUCUCCCGUGAGAAGAAGAUGCUGGAGAGCCUUGAUUACCUCACAGCACCGAACCCACCUGCCAUCCGCGAGGAGCUGUGCACUGCCUCACACGAUACGAUCACAGUCCACUGGACGUCGGACGAUGAAUUCAGUGUGGUCUCAUACGAGCUUCAGUACACCAUCUUCACCGGCCUAGCCAACGUUGUCAGUUUGUGUAGCUCGGCCGACAGCUGGAUGAUUGUCCCGAACAUCAAGCAGAACCACUACACGGUGCACGGGCUGCAGAGCGGGACCAAGUACAUCUUCGUCGUCAAGGCUAUAAACCAGGCCGGCAGCCACAACAGUGAACCGUCCAGGCUCAAGACCAACAGCCAGCCGUUCAAACUAGAUCCCAAAUCCGCACACAAGAAGCUGAAAGUCUCUCAUGACAACCUGAGUGUGGAACGGGAUGAGACCACCUCGAAGAAGAGCCACACUCCAGAGCGUUUCACCAGCCAAGGGAGCUACGGGAUAACCGGCAACGUCUACAUUGACAGCGGCCGCCAUUACUGGGAGAUUCUCAUUGGAGGAAGCACAUGGUAUGCAAUUGGGAUCGCCUACAAGUCAGCACCAAAACAUGAGUGGAUUGGGAAGAACGCCUUCUCCUGGGUCUUUUGCCGGUGUAAUAAUAGCUGGGUUGCAAGGCACAAUAGCAAGGAGAUACCAGUGGAGCCCUCACCCCACCUCCGACGCUUGGGUCUUUUGCUGGACUACGACAAUGGAUCUUUGUCCUUCUACGAUGCCGUUAAUGCUCAGCACCUGUACACCUUUGACAUUGCCUUUGUUCAACCCGUGUGCCCCACCUUCACUGUGUGGAACAAAGCCCUCACAGUCUUAACUGGUCUCCCUAUACCGGAUCACCUGGAUUGCACAGAACAGGUACCUUAGUUGAUGUGUGGUGAGCGAGGACUGCAGUUCCUUGCCUUUUCAAUGGGAGUGCGUUGCACAGUUGACUGGAACUGCCUUAUCCAAUCAGACUUCAUCUCAGUGUCCAGGCCUAGCUGGGAGUUAAAACAAAACAUGUGCUUUCCUCUGCACUCCCCCCACAUCAGUGAGCUCCCAUCAACUCAGUUCCUGGGUAUAUUUUCCUCUUGCUCUCAGCCGUUCUUUGUAUUUGUGUCCUUACCUCCUGGUCGUCCUUUAAGGUGGCCGAUUCCAGUCAGGAAAUGAGGACGGAAAGUUUGUCAGGCAGCCAGAUUGUACUGCCCUCCUCAGAAACCUGGCUGGGGGGCUUAAUUGAUCCACGAUGUGAUUUGGUGCAAUCUGUCAUCAGAAUGCACCCCCCUCCACCACCCCCCCCCCCCCCCCCCCGCCCCCCCACAACAGGAUUUUGCAAAGCUUGGGAAGUCGGGGUGCAAAGUUAAAUAGCUUGAGGUAGUGGGGCCUCUCCCUGUGCUGCUUCCAGCAUGUACCACCAGCGUUGGUGUGUCCUGAUUGUGUUGUUAGUCUUGACCCAAACUGCUUCACUGUCACUUUGUGAUGUAACUCUGCUUGCAACAGGGACCCGACCUAACCCUGUCUGCUCCUGCUAACCCAUUCCCUCUGAUGGCUCACAGGCCCACCCAGACCUCCAGCUGUCCAACCCAUUUGUCAGUUUUAUUUAUUUAAUUUAUCCCUUCCAAAAGAGGAACAAGGUGUUGGAUAUCAUCCAACUCUUUCUGGAUACACUGUAUGUCAGCUGUAAUUCCAAUCCCAUGCAGAGUUGAAGGCUGGUUUGGGUUCGUGGUUGUGGUGUUGGGUGAGAUUGGCCUUAUUGGCAGAAACCACAUGGGUAAACUCCUCUUGCGCUAAACCCCUGUUGUUUUCCCGCACUCCCAGACGUCCAAAAUCUGCAGCAUCUUUUAUUUUAACAAGGCUUAUUUCCUGUAGCAACUGGCAGGUCAGAACUUCCACUUUCUCCCCUCUGUUUUCUCAGUCAGGACUUUACCAUGUCACCACGACGCCAACUUGAACACGGCCGUUUCCUUCCUUGCUGAAUAAUUUUUCAACCCUUUUGCCAACGGGAGUGAGCUGUGGGAAUAAUAAUUCCAUCUUUACAACCUCCUUUGUUCGGAGCUUCGGAAUGGAGAGAGGGUGGGCAAUCAAGGGCAGGGCUUCAUAUUCCUGAGGUGUAAAUCUGGUGCCCAUUAGCCUGUGCCCCAACUUUGGCUAAUGUUAGUGAUGAGCACUCCAGCCUGUUCCACCCGCACAUCCAUGUUUACUUUUAUACUCGCUUUACCCCCUCCCCCCCCCAGAGGAAAUUAUACCCAUUAAGGUUCCACGUAUGGCUCCAACACUCUUUUAUUUUGUACUCACUCAUAUAGGGGGAUUUAUGAAUUAUUUAUAUAAAAUGGUUUUUUUUUGGACUAAAAUUGUAGAACUCUUUUUGCUUUUGCACAUUCAAUGUUUACUAUCGUAUUUAUGUGUAGGUGAUUUGUUGGGGAGUUGAAAUAUAUGAAAAGAAAAUUAAGAGAGAAACUAUGGAUUUUCCAACGGGGCUGUUAAGAACUUUUAUAUCGAUUAACAGGAAACUGUUCUGGACACAGUGUGCAGUGAAUGAUAAGGUUCAUUCCAAUUAUAGAUCGUUCUCUCGACAUAGCAGAUGUGCAACAAAAGCUAAACUGAGCUGAACUGGCCUUUAAAGAGACAAUAUCCUGUUUAUACACAACUGCACAUCGAGGUGGACCUCACCAGUGUCUCUGCACAGAGUGAGGACAUUCAGAGGUUCGUUCAUAUCCGAGAUCUGGUACUCUGAUCUGAUUUCGGUGGUCAAGUUGGGAACCUCUUCUGUUUUUAGUGGGACGUGACUUUAAUAUGAAAUUGUAUGUUGGUUUAAGUAAUUGCUAUGGGAACAUCCGUGUCAUUGGCCUGGCGCAAUCAGAUUUGGGUACGGCAUCUAAAUAAAGUACGGGCCUCAGAAAUCAGCAUGGCUGAGUUUACCGGAGGGCAAGGGUUAAGUUAGCAGGAGGGGUUGGGUAGACUUGGUUUGUAUUUCCCUGGAGCUGUUGAAGAUUGAGAAUCACUGAACUGCAGCUCUACAUUGAUUUGAUAUGGUGGGUAGAAAGCAACGGUGAGAAGCCCGAGACCAGAUUGACAGAAUCUGGAAAUUAAACACAGGCUAUCUAAAGGAGAAAUCUUUCCUUGGAGAGGGUGGUGGAAAUCUGAAACCUGUCACUCAAAAGGCUGUUAAAUUCAGAUUUACAAGACCGAGUUUGUUCAGUUCUUGUUGGGUAAGAACACUGAAGGGUAUGACACAAGGCAAAGUAAAUGGAAUUGAGAUACAGAGCAGCCGUCAUCUUAACUGAAUGUCAGAGCAGGUUAGAGGGGCUGAAUGGCCUCUUGUCCCAAUGUUUGUGUAUCAUAAAAAUCUUGUUAUUGCAGCUCAUUGAACAUUACAACAGGAUACACACAUUAUAAAACGUGGUAAACCAUUCAGUUGGGAUUUAAAGGGAUAUUGCCUCUUUAAAGUUGUGUCAAUCUCAAAUUAAUCCAAUGUUCAUUUGUAUCUCCACUGUGAACAUUUGUUGCUUAGUGCAGUUUUCAUUUUUAAAAUGAGCCAGUUCUGAAAAGCAUGUUGCUUGAAAAUACAGUUGUGUCUCAUUGCAGAACUGAGCACAUCUCUGGGCCUUAUGCUGCCUCUGUUUCAAGAACCCUGUGACAAUUUCUGUAAAACUGAGGUGGUUUGUCUGACAUGGGCCAAGGCUCCAGAUCAGAGGACAAAGGUACUAGAUUGCAAGUGAAUCUCUGAAAUGAGACUGCACACAAGGAGUUAAUAGGGAAAUAUAUUAAUGUCAGUGUUGCACUGCAAAACAGUUUUUUUUAAAAAAGCUGAGUGACUACCAUUGAAUGUCGCCACUGUUAUUGCAAGUUUUCAAAGGAAAUUGUUCCUCACUGAUUGAUUACCUUUUGGACUGAGGAAGAUGACUGAGUACUCAGGAGCAAAAACAGACUGUCAGGAGUCCAGGAACUGCAUUACUUUGCAAACUGGUUUUAAAAAGGCAAGACAAAUGGACUUAAACAUAUCCAGUUACAAAUCCCGCCUGUAAUUGAACUCCUGGGAAUGAAUGCAAGGUGCACUGUGGUGUUAGGAUGCCGAAUUCAGGCAUUGAAGCAGGUAACACAAUCUGUUAAUGGAUGACGUCGCAAUGACCUCUGUUUGAUUGUGCUGGUUACUGCGUGGAAAGGCACAUUAUCUUCUGCUCAUCAGUGGAGCCUCUGGACUGCAAACUGCAACGGUCACUUCAAGCUGGACUACAAAAUGAGCCGUUCAGUAUGAGCCAACACAUUCCUUCCUGUGGACUGCUAAUGAUUAACAUGCUCAGUAAUAAAGUCGGCAUUUGGACAAUUGCAUUGCACUCCACUGUCGAGGCUGCUCCCCUUCACUGUCAUUUUUCAUCAGCUUAGACACAGCUCAGUGGCUGGAGGGACAUUUACAUGUAUUCAGUGUCAAUAGACGCACUCCACCACCAGCUUGAUUUUUUUUUGUUCUUUAUGAUUUUAAUGAAGCAGCCUGUGUGUUUUUUAUAUUUUGCAGUACUGGAUUCUAUCCCUGAUUCCAGAAUA
Molecule: messenger RNA, 5975 nt
Organism: Hemiscyllium ocellatum (epaulette shark)
Lineage: Eukaryota; Metazoa; Chordata; Chondrichthyes; Orectolobiformes; Hemiscylliidae
Gene: mid1
Product: midline 1
Exons: 10
Coding region: 315-2321 (668 amino acids)
Molecular function (GO): zinc ion binding; protein binding
Source: RefSeq, a predicted model, not a curated record